AUAGAAUGUAUUAUCCUGCUGUCAUAGAUGUACGCCAUUAUUUUCGAACCACCGAGUUUAUCGUUAACGUAUCGGUAAGCGUAUACGUAUUCUUCACGGGCACCGCACCACUUUUUGUCGGAGGUUUCUCUGAUGUUUAUGGAAAUAGACGUCAUCUUUAUUUGAUUGCUUUAUCACUUUUCGUUGUUCCAAGUGUUGUAUGCGCUUUAGUAAAAAAUGUUUGGGUAUUGAUUGCAAUGCGAUCGUUACAAGCUUGUGGUUCAUCUUCAACUCAAUGUCUUGGUGCUGGUGUCAUAAGUGACAUUUACGUUCCAACAGAAAGAGGUCGAGCAUAUGGAAUUAUGUAUCUUGGAUUUUAUAUCGGAGAUUUGGGUGGUCCUAUAAUUGGUGGAUAUCUCACGGAAAGUCUAGGAUUUAAAUGGAUAUUUUGGCUUCUAGCUUCUCUUGGAUGCAUUCUUUUUUUAAUAAUAUUUUUCUUUCUUCCUGAAACAUUUAGACGUAAUAAUAUUUCUUCAUCACUUCAACUUUCUUAUACAUUAAAACAAGCAUUUCAAAAAGUAAACCCAUUAAUUCCAUUAAAACUCCUACGUUUUCCAAAUGUAGCAUUAAAAAUUGUAUAUAUGAGUUCAAUUUGGGCAUUUAUGUAUGUACAGAACGUUAUAAUACCAACAUUUUCUGAUACAUAUAAGUUAUCAUCUUUUACUAUUGGUUUAACUUUUCUUGCUCCAGGUAUAGGAUAUUUAAUUGGUAGUGUUAUAGGUGGUCGAUAUUCUGAUUAUGUUUUGGCUAAAUAUGAAUCAGAUCAUGAUGGUCAAAGUUAUCCGGAAGUUAGAUUAAAAAGUAUUUGGAUUGGUUCCAUAUUAAUACCUAUUUCAUAUUGUGCUUUUGGAUGGUUACUUCAGUUUAAAAUUAAUUUAAUUUUUCCUAUUAUUGCAAUGUUUAUAGGUGGAACUGGUUCAUUAUUUGUUUUUAAUUCAACAAUAACUUAUUUGGUUGAUUCAUAUCCUGAAUUUAGUGCAUCAGCUAUUGCAUUAAGUGAUUUUAUUCCUUGUACAUUGGCUACUGCUUAUAUUAUUAUGACUGUUCCAAUAAGAAAUGCUAUUGGUAUUGGAUGGUUAUUUACUAUAUUAGCUUCUAUUAAUUUAUUAAGUAUUAGUUGUAUUAUUCUUGUAUAUUUCAAAGGAAAAAAUUGGAGAGAAAAACAAAAUACUAAUGGAAAUUUAUAG
Molecule: messenger RNA, 1226 nt
Organism: Rhizophagus irregularis DAOM 181602=DAOM 197198
Lineage: Eukaryota; Fungi; Glomeromycota; Glomeromycetes; Glomerales; Glomeraceae
Biological process (GO): transmembrane transport
Cellular component (GO): plasma membrane
Molecular function (GO): transmembrane transporter activity
Source: RefSeq, a predicted model, not a curated record